Molecule: messenger RNA, 4214 nt
Organism: Cololabis saira (Pacific saury)
Lineage: Eukaryota; Metazoa; Chordata; Actinopteri; Beloniformes; Belonidae
Gene: kcnk1b
Product: potassium channel, subfamily K, member 1b
Exons: 3
Coding region: 162-1163 (333 amino acids)
Biological process (GO): potassium ion transmembrane transport; stabilization of membrane potential
Cellular component (GO): membrane
Molecular function (GO): potassium ion leak channel activity
Source: RefSeq, a predicted model, not a curated record
GAAGAGGAUACUCAUUUGAGCAGCUUUCUCGUUAACAUCAUCACUGUAAAGAACUACAGUAGGAUACAUUUCAUUAAUAUAACACGUGGAGCCGUGCAGUUUUUCGUUAUAUAAACGUAAUAGCGCCGUAAUAGAGACGAUAAGCUAUAGCUUUAGGGAAAAUGCUCCAGUCACUAGCGAGUAAUUCUUGUGUACGAUUGAUACAGAGUCACAAAUCGACGUGGUAUUUCGUGUCUCUCCUCUUGGGCUAUCUGCUGUAUCUCAUAUUCGGCGCUGUCGUCUUCUCGUCGGUGGAGCUUCCGUAUGAAGACCUCCUACGCCAGGAUCUCAGGGCCGUGAAGAAGCAUUUCCUGCAGGAGAACGAGUGUAUCUCUGAGGAGCGCCUGGAGCGGUUCCUGCAGAGAGCCCUGGAGGCCAGUAAUUAUGGGGUCUCCAUUCUCAACAACGCCUCUGCCAACUGGAACUGGGACUUCACCUCUGCCCUGUUCUUCGCCAGCACGGUGCUGUCCACCACAGGAUAUGGUCACACGGCACCACUGUCAGAUGGCGGGAAGGCCUUCUGUAUUAUUUACUCAAUGAUUGGCAUCCCCUUCACCCUCCUUUUCCUCACGGCUGUAGUGCAAAGGAUCAUGGUGUUCACUCGGAGGCCAAUUGUGUACAUUCACACACGCUGGGGCCUGUCCAAGCCGUUGGUGGCCAUUGUUCACGCCACGCUGCUGGCCCUGUUGGCCGUCUCGUGCUUCUUCCUGAUCCCUGCCGCCAUCUUCUCAUCGCUGGAGGAGAACUGGAACUUCCUGGAGUCCUUCUACUUCUGCUUCAUUUCUCUAAGCACCAUCGGCCUGGGAGACUACGUUCCCGGAGAAGCUGCUAAUCAGAAGUUCAGGGAGCUCUACAAAAUGGGCAUCACUGUCUACCUAAUCCUGGGUCUGAUAGUCAUGCUGGUGGUGCUGGAGACCUUCUGUGAGCUGCAGCAACUGAAGCAGCUCAGGAAGAUGUUCUACCUGAAGAAGGAGAAGCCACAGGACCGCAUGGCCAUCUUGGAGGAGGACCACCUUUCCUUCACCACCGUGUCUGACAGCGGGACGCUCAGUGAGGAGAAAACCCUAGGGUUUGUUGGCGUCCCAACUCUGGCCUCUCCAAAUGAUGAUCCUAUGAUCCAGUAAACAACAACAGCACCAAGACCAAUCAAAGGAUAAUUUAAAUGUAGGGGUUAGCGCACACAGACUAGAGGUAUAUAAAAUAAGCAGCUCACAAAUCUCAGCUGUAGGCAUUCUCCAACACUCGGCCCUGCAAAGCUUAAUAGUCAAACUGGUUGUGAUUACUUAGAUCAGACAAACAAAAAAUCUCCUUUACUGAACCACAUUACUGACAGUAGAUUGUGAUGGAGCAGACACAAAUUUAUCUACAUAAAGAAGUUAGUUCUAAAUAUUUUAACUGCAGCUAUAAAUAAAAGUCAGCCAUAAAAGUAAAGUCCUCACAGAAGGAAGAGCCUUUAAGCAGUGCAUUAUUUAUUGCACAUUUAGGAAUAUUUUAUGAAUUAGUUCACCUCUUAAAUCUAGCUGAAGUACAGGGCAAUUUUCUGUCACAAAGCAGUACAAAAAAUCUGUAUGUAUCUUAUAAAUGUAGAUGCUUUACAGAUAUUUGGAAUGUAUAUAAUAAGGUAAAUGUUUUAAAUGUAGAUUAAAGUGACGCUUCAAAAAAACAUUCCUGUUAAAGAUUACUCAAACCAAAACAGAAACAUAUCCAUUAGUAAUGAUGGUGUGUGUGAUGUGUCAUGACAUCCUUUCUUUAGUGCAUUUUUGUGCAUCUGGAUAUUGUUCGUUAUCGAAUCGUGACAGAGGAGAGAACGUAAGAAUGACUUGAAGCAAAGUGUCCUGAAUGCACUACAACCCGGGCUGCUACAGUCAGUGUUCAACUUAUGUACAAGUACAUAGAGAGAGGGUUCUUUUAUUACUGCUUCUGUUGUGCUUGGUAAUCAGUUUGCUGCUGCAAGCUCAACAGAGUUUUAUUGUGUUCAGUAUUGAAUUGGCGCCUAUUGAUUUUUUUUUCUUUUAAAAAGGUUCAAGGCCUCUGAUUUUUUGCACAAUGUGGGUCACUCAAUGAACUGAAAGAGAGGAUACAUUUUAUAUAGGAGACCAGCUGGGAUCAAAGGAUGUCUCGACAUCUUCAGCUUGCAAACCACCAAGGUUGUUCAAGGAGCUGCUGCAUCGUAGAAUUCAGUUUGUACUGUCAGCAUUUUAUAGCAUUUUUGGGUCAUCUUUACAGAGGUGUUAACAGUUACAGUUGCACCACUGUCGUCACAUUUCAUUGUGAGGGGGAAAAAUAGUAACAUUUUUGUAGCUUUUACAUGUUUCCCUGUUUCAGAGUUGUCCUUGUGUACCACUUUGAUGUAUUGAUCUGUCGGCUAAAUGUGUGAUGGACCGUUGAAAUGGGACGGAGGGCUAGUACAACUUACAAAGGGAACUUCGAAAGACUGACUUGCUGAAAUUGAAAUGUCCUAGAAUGAUCUUGUACUGCAGGCAGGAAUUACACAGACAUUUAACGGAUAAAAUGUUUUUAAAGGGAACAUAUUGUGGAAAAAUGUGCUUUUUUGUGGGAGUUUGAGGGAAUACAGUAUAUUUGAUUGUCGGAAAUUAUUAUCAAAUCAAAACCUCUAAUACAACCCUGUCAUUCUUUUUUUUUGACCCAGCAUUCAAAUUAGCAGGGUUUUUUAACAUCACAGAUUCAGAUCGGAAGAGAAUUAUCCAGUUUAUCCAUAUUUAUUUCUACCAAACUUCACAUCGUGCCGCAUAUGUCCCAUCUCUGAAGUGGGUAGCACAAAUCUGUUGUAUUCAUUUCUGAAGGGGUGCACCUUGCAGAAAAAGGAGGGGUGUGUUUGGGUUUUGUUUUGAUUGUUUAGGGGAGGUCAUCAACACCUCUACCUAAAACAAGCAGUUUAAAAGAAAAGAAAUGGUUUAAAAAGGAACUGUUGUACUGUGUCUCUGUGAUAUUUUGACUAGAACAUGUCACACAUAUUUUAAUAAGGAUCUCAGGAAAUUCUGUCAACUUUUGAAAAGAGGGCAUAGUAUGUCUCCUUUAAAAGCAAAGCGUAGAAAUUGAAUCUGAGAAAGCAUUCAUUGAUUUUAUUGCAAAGACUUUUGUUAAAGGUGAUCUAUCUGCAAAGCUUGAUAAUUUUUCUGGAAGCUUAAGAAAGGUUGAAACUAUUUUAAUGUAUUUACAGAAUUUGAAUGUAGAAUUGUGUGUUUUUGAAUAUGACAUGAGGAAAGUUUACACAAUUUUUGAAUGAAAAGAAUGUUACCUUAAGAAAUGGUACCUUAAAAAAAAAACAAAAAAAAACUUGAAAUUACAAAUUCAAGCAGUAGUGCAGCUCAAACAUCCUUCAUUUCCACCCAUAACAGUUUGUAUUGUGUUGAUCUAAUGAAAGUAACUUUGAGAAACUGAAACCAGUGGCUGUGCACACUCAUGACACAAGCGUGGCUUCUCUUAAAUGCAUAAUUACAGUGCUAUAUGUCAUGUAUUGUCAUGUAAUGUUUCGUGUGUCGAAUUCUGACUGAUCUUUUUAGAGUUUUGAUCUUUUGUUGGUACAUCACACCUUUAGGUAAUGUAACAGCCUUAAAUUAAUCUUAAAUGUGAAGUAUUUUAUGUCUUUGCCACAGUGAUAUUUGAGCUGGCUCCAGUUUAGUUCACUCGAAGAAGCAUGUACUAGUGAGCUGUGGCAAAGUGUCAUGACCACAUGUAAACAUGUGAGUUUUAUGUCAUCACCUGAAUUGGUUGAUUAUUCCUUUACAGUCCAGUAUUUGAAAAGUGCAUCACUGUCUAAGAUUUUAUGUUAGGCAGAUAAUCUAAUAUGUUUUGAAAAUUGCAUCAGAUAGGAGUGACACACAAAUUAAUGAUGUAAUAUUGUAUCAUUGCUUGCUUUCAGGUUCAUAAGUGUGUUGCAACAUUCGCAGUAUUACCUGAAACGAUCAACUGACGCAACUUGCAAAUUAUCCUGUCAAGUUUUAGUUGGCUUUGCCUUAAUUCAUAUCUUUGCAUUUCUGUUAUUGUAAUAUAGUCUUUAAAAGGAUUAGAAACGUGAAUUUCUUUGAUCUGUGUUGUAUUAUACGGAGCAGUGGUUCAUUCUUACUGUUAUUGUUUUUCUCGUACCAUUGUGGGCCUUCAUGUACAACUGAAACAUGAACUUUGUUCAUAUUUUCUGUUUAAGGGAAAUCUUU